AUGAAGAAGAAGGCCUAUGCGGUGGCCGUGGCGAUUCAGGUGAUCCUGGCCUCCACUGUGUUGCUAUCCAAGGCGGCCUUCGACGGCGGCCUCAGCCUGUUCGUCUACAUCUUCUACCGCUUGGUAGCUGCAUCGCUCUUCCUGACGCCAUUUGCUAUCCUUGAAAGGAGAAAUGCGCCGCCAAUAUCUUUCCGGUUGCUUGCCAAGAUGUUCUUGUACGCGCUAGUCGGGAACACAUUGGCCCUGAUCCUGUACAACGGCAGCCUCAAGUACACCUCUCCAACCGUGGCAUCUGCGAUGGCCAACUCCAUCCCUGCCAUCACCUUCUUCCUCGCGCUGCUCAUGAAGAUGGAGGUGAUCAAGUUUAGGAGCUCGUCGGGCAUGGCCAAGACCGCCGGCAUCGCGCUCUGCCUCGCCGGAGUCCUCGUCAUGGCCCUUUACGCCGGCCGGUCACUCAGCCCUCUAGGCCGGCACCGCGUGCUUGCCGGCCACGGCGACAGGCAGGCUGCCGAACAUGUCUCCAAGGGCGUGUGGAUCACGGGGACGUUCGUGAUGCUGCUUGGCUGCGUAGCAUGGUCCCUCUGGAUGGUCUUCCAGGGGCUGCUGCUGAAGGAGUACCCGAACAAGCUGCUCGCGACCCUGAUCCAGUGCCUGUUCGGCGCGAUGCAGACGUGCCUCGUCGCGGCGGUCGCGGAGAGGGGUCACCCCUCCAGAUGGAAGCUCGGGCUGGAUCUCUCCCUGAUCGCCGUUGCAUACUCUGGCAUCGUCGGGACAGCCGUCAACUACUACCUGCAGACGUGGUGCGUGGGCAUGGAGGGCCCCGUGUUCGUGGCCAUGUGGAACCCCUUGUGCUUGCUGCUCACCGUCCUCUGCUCCUCGCUCUUGGGGGAGACCGUCCACCUCGGAAGUAUUUUGGGUGGGAUUCUGCUGGUUGGGGGGCUCUACUGCGUGCUCUGGGGCAAAACCAAGGAGGAGGAAACACGAGUGGCCAUGGCGUCCGGUCAUCUAGAGCAGGGUAGAGAGCAAGGUGAUGCGGAUGGUGCAAGUUGUACUAGUACUCCCGUGAUCUUGAAAAACCUAGAUGAAGAUAAAGAGGCCGGAGGUCGGAAGCACAAAAAUGAUCAGCAAGUGUGAGGAGGAUGCCUCGAGUAGUCAUUCAAUCACCAAACCUAUCUACCGGAUUGCUCUGACAUUGUAUAAUUGUAUUAUACAUUAUAGUAGUCCAUGAUUGUGCCUAUGUAUACAGCAUGUCUGUGUAUGUGUAUGUGUAUGUCCACUCCGCGAAAAUGG
Molecule: messenger RNA, 1290 nt
Organism: Panicum virgatum (switchgrass)
Lineage: Eukaryota; Viridiplantae; Streptophyta; Magnoliopsida; Poales; Poaceae
Product: WAT1-related protein At5g64700-like
Exons: 6
Coding region: 1-1134 (377 amino acids)
Cellular component (GO): plasma membrane
Molecular function (GO): transmembrane transporter activity
Source: RefSeq, a predicted model, not a curated record